UUUUUUUUUUUUUUUGAAUGCCUGCUUUCGACCGAGGAGGUUAUCUACGACUUUCAGAAAAAGUCACGUUUUCUUUUUUUUAAUUGAAACCCUUUCGCCGUUUUUGCUACCUCGGCGUUUUCUUUUCUUUUUAGCAAAACGUGGAUUGACAAGACAGCUUCACUGCACUCUGUUUCUGAGUGAGACUCACUCGAUGGGGUCGGCCCCGUCUUUGGCCGGCUUGUUAUGAGCUAAGACAGCUAUACCAUACCAGCACCACAAAAACCACUCCGACCUAACCUGCCGCGCGUGUUAUGGAAAGGGGGGGCGGCCAGAUGGCGGGCGAGGGGCGGCGGCAGCAGCGGCCGAGGAUUCUCUUCCUCGACGCCUACGACUCCUUCUCUAACAACAUCACGGCCCUGCUGACCACCCUCCUCGACGUCGACGUCUCGGUCCUGCCCAUUGACUCGGCCCUGCUACUCCUGGACAACGGCCAUGACGCCGGCAGCAGCAGCUUGUUCCGCCGUGAGCUGAGCCGCUAUGCCGCCGUCGUGUGCGGGCCCGGCCCCGGCUCGCCUGACAACGACGCCGACGUCGGCCUCAUGAGCCGCGUGUGGCGCCUCGCCGAGGCCGACCUACUACCCGUCCUGGGCAUCUGCCUCGGCCUACAGAGCCUCGUGGCCAGCGUCGGCGGCAAGGUCCGCCGCCUGCAGCGCGGCCUGCACGGCAUGGUGCGCGAUAUCGUGCACCAGCCACUGCUGGACCGCGAGCCCCCCGAGACCACCACAGCCGCCGACGACGGGAACAUCUUCCGCGGCGUGCGCCCUUUCAAGGCUACCCUCUAUCACAGCCUUUGCGGCGACAUUGGCCAGCACGCCGUGCCGCCCGCCGAGUGGGCCGACGCCCGCUGGCAUCCGCUGCCGGCCUGCCCCGACUUAGUGCCGCUGGCCUGGGUCGAAGAGGACCGCAGUAGCUGUAGUAGCCCGGAACGGAUCCUGAUGGCCGUCAAGCACCACACCCGCCCGUUCUGGGGGCUCCAGUACCACCCUGAGUCGGUGUGCACCGAGAAGGAGGGCAACCGUGUUAUUGUUAACUGGUUCCGCGAGGCCAUGCAGUGGAACGAGCGGCGCGGGAGGAUAGCUUCAAGCAAUGCUGACGCCGACGCCAUGUUUUCUCCGUUUGCCAGAGACGCGACGAAGCCGAGCUUGCUCUCGCAGCUAACGCCGGGCAGCAGUGCCAUGGGGGCGAAUGCAGCGGAAACUCGUCCAGAGUCGGCAGCAGCAGCAGCAGCCGGCUGGUGGGAAGAUAUGGAAGUUGACCCCUUGCUCCGCUCUGUGGCGGUGCCCCUGCCCCGCGGCAUACAGGUCCCCGAUGUGGUCGAGGCGCUUGACCUGGAGGGCGCAGAGCGCAUCGUCCUGGACUCGGCCAAUGCAGCUGCUUCAGCUGCGGCGCGCCCCGACGUACGCGGCAGGUAUAGUAUUAUUGCUGCUGGCCUGGACGAGGCGCUGCAUCUUGAAUAUCACACAGGCGACGACUUCGCUACCAUGAGAGUCAAGUGCGUGGAUGGGCUGCCAGUCGAACUGUCGCAGCAGGUGCCCCUGGCCAGCUACGGCAGCAUCUGGGGUCUGGUGGCUAGUUUUCACGAAGCGAGGCAUGUCGAGGCAACAGAGCCAGCCGAGGUCCCCUUUGUUGGUGGGUUUAUGGGAUACAUCACGUAUGAGCAAGGAUUGAUGGACAUUGGCGUCCCCCUGGAACAGCCCCGACCGCAUCACCGGCCGGAUGUCAGCCUCGUCUGGGUCACAAAGAGCCUCAUUAUCGACCAUCUAGCGGGUGUGGUCCACAUCCAGCAACUCUGUGCUCACAACUCGGAGGCAGAUGCCUGGGUAGAAAAGUCUGCAGCCAGACUGCUAUCGCCGCAGCACACACAAAGUGCAAGAGUAGCCCACGACUUCGCCGCCCCGAGAAAGGAUGGCCAGCACCACCACCACGCUGCUGCGGCGUACCAGCCGCCCGUCAAGAUGCGGCGCCCGUCCAGAAGCACAACCAUACAGACGCCCCUGACCAAGGAAUACGAGCGGAAGGUGGAGCUAUGCCAGGACUUCAUUGCCGCAGGCGACUCGUACGAGCUCUGCCUCACGGACAAGACCCGGAUCACGCGGCCACGGAGUGACUCGUCGACCACGGAGCAUCCUGCCGCCCCGGUUGCGCGCAAGCAGCAGAAACAACGGCGACGCCGGUCGUCGCUCGCACAUGUACUACCCAGCUCGUGGCAGUUGUUCAAGACGCUGCGCGCCCGCCAGCCGGCCCCUUUCGCCUCGUACCUCCGCCUUGGGGCGGUGACGCUGGUCAGCGCGUCGCCUGAGCGGUUCCUGCAGUACGACCGCGAGGGCCGGUGCUCGAUGCGGCCGAUGAAGGGGACGGUGCGCAAGUCGGAGGCGGUGGCGACGCUGGCGCAGGCCGAGCGCAUCCUGCACGUGCCCAAGGAGGAGGCUGAGAACCUCAUGAUCGUCGACCUGGUGCGCCACGACCUGCACGCCAUCUGCGGCGCCGGCAACGUGCGCGUGCCGCACCUGCUCAAGGUCGAGGAGUACCAGAGCGUCUUCCAGAUGAUCACCGUUGUCGAGGGCCAGCUGCCGCCGCCGUCUCCCGACGAGGAGAAGAGCAGCAGCCGGUACACGGGCCUCGACGUGCUUGCCGCCAGCCUGCCGCCCGGCAGCAUGACGGGCGCGCCCAAGAAGCGCAGCUGCGAGAUCCUGCAGCAGAUCGAGCAGCACCACGAGCGCAGCCUGUACUCGGGCGUCGUCGGCUACAUGUGCGCCACGGGCCGCGGCGACUGGAGCGUCACCAUCCGCAGCCUGUUUCGCUGGGACGACGAGGACCACAGCCCUAGCCACAACACCGCCUCGUCUCCCGGCGUCGUCGCCGACAGGACGGGGGCGGCAGAGGGCGCCGCCAGCGAGCCCCAGGAGGUCUGGCACAUCGGUGCCGGAGGCGCCGUCACCAUCCUCAGCACCCGGGAGGGCGAGCGCGAGGAGAUGUUCACCAAGCUGGCCGGCCCGCUGCGAGUCUUUGCGGAUGGACUUCACUGAGACAGACACUAUUUAGGGGGGAUACGAGGCAACAGAAAAAAGGGGGGCCGAUACUCAACGUAUCAUCUAUCUAUAGGAGGAGGUGGGCGGGGAAAUUCAUUAGUACACACAUAUACAUGGAUGUCUGCGCAUUGCAAGGACGGGACGGCUGGCGUCUGUUUACCAUAAUUUCUUUCCCAUUUCCUUUUUUAUUUUCUGGAAGGAAUCUAGAUAGGUGCUUGUUAGAAAGCUCAACGGAGCGAUUCCAGAUCUGAUAGGUGAUAAUACAAGCUUAACCUUUGUAACAUAAUAUCAUAUCAUAUUAUUUUCGUACCUGACGCAAAAGGGGGGCAAUUAAUCGUAUCAACGCCUGGAUAUAUAAUUAGAGGGCUAUAUAUUUGGUUGCUG
This is a messenger RNA of Lasiosphaeria miniovina, 3455 nucleotides long. Its product is annotated as ADC synthase. NCBI's taxonomy places the organism in Eukaryota, Fungi, Ascomycota, Sordariomycetes, Sordariales, Lasiosphaeriaceae. The transcript has a single exon. Gene Ontology annotation, molecular function: aminodeoxychorismate synthase activity. Bases 294 to 3068 code for a protein of 924 amino acids. The record is from RefSeq and is a predicted model, not a curated record. Gene Ontology annotation, cellular component: cytoplasm. Gene Ontology annotation, biological process: 4-aminobenzoate biosynthetic process.